Messenger RNA from Coregonus sp. 'balchen', 3745 nucleotides. The record is from the annotation of a GenBank genome assembly. NCBI's taxonomy places the organism in Eukaryota, Metazoa, Chordata, Actinopteri, Salmoniformes, Salmonidae.
AUGAGAGCUGUUGUUGUUCUUCUGCUUGUGGCUGUGGCCAGUGCUAAGGUGUUUGACAGAUGUGAGCUGGCCAGAGCACUGAAGGCAUCCGGGAUGGAUGGCUACGCCGGAAACAGCCUGCCCAACUGUGAGUGAUAAUAGACUCGAUCAUGGUCUUUGAGGAUGGGUGUGUGUGUGUGCUCCCCAAAAUAUCUUACUAUAGCUAACCUUACACUGAGGAUAAUGUUGACAUCAACCGUGUGACUUUCUUUCCUCCAAGGGGUGUGCCUGUCCAAAUGGGAGUCGAGCUACAAUACCCAGGCCACCAACCGCAACACCGACGGCUCCACCGACUACGGCAUCUUCCAGAUCAACAGCCGCUACUGGUGUGACGACGGACGUACCCCGAGGGCUAAGAACGUCUGUGGUAUCCGCUGCAGCCGUGAGUAGCCUGCAUACCAAAUGGCAUCGCAUACACAGUGCAUUACUUUUCACCUGAGAAAUGUGCCGGGUUGAGGGGUAUUGGCCGUGUAACUGUAUGAGGUGUUUGAGGAGGUUCGUCCGAGGAUGAGACGGAUGAUGGUCCUCCUCAAACCGUGUGUUUUAUUGAGAGGCAGGGGCAGUAGCUUGUAAAGUGCACUAGAAACAGUGGCUUCAGAAAGUAUUUACACCCCUUGACUUAUUCCACAUUUUGUUGUGCUACAGCCUGAAUUUAAAAUGGAUUACAUUGAGAUUUAGUGUCACUGGCCUACACACAAUACCCCAUAAUGUAAAAGUGGAAUAAAAUUUUAAAGAAUGUUUUCAAAAUUUUUUUUAAAAAUUUUUUUGAAAAUUCCCUUGAAAAAUCUGAUCAAAGUUUAAAAACCCUUUUAAAACAAGCCCCAAAAACCAGGGGGUGUUUUCAAAAAAGGGGCCACAAAUUGGGGGAAAAAUUUUAAAAAGGGAAUUUUUGAAGGGGGAAAUUUACCAUUACCUUAUUUUUUAAAACCCCACCUACAAAAUCGGUGCCCAUCUUGCCAAGGGAAAACCCCGGGAUUUAACCACCAAGGGGUUUUUUUUUAAAAAAAUGGCUUUGGGGGAAAAAAAAGGGAAAACCCAAAUUGUGUAUUAAAAUAAAAAAAGACAGGGGAAAAAAAUUUGAAAGUAAAUUUCCAAAACAUGUUGGUUGGAAUAACACAGAUUAAAAAAAAUUAAAAAAAAAAAAGUUUUUAAUAAAAAAGCGAGGGGGAAACCAAAACCCCAAUCACUGAGUCCAUCUUUUUAAGGGGGGGGAUUCACUGGGGGAUUUUUUCUUUAAAGGAUGGGAUUUUUUUUGGUUAAAAAAAAAGAACUAAACGGGAAAAUCCAAGGGGCCUUUUACCCAUCCCAAAUGUUUCAAAAUCUUUUUGAAAGAUGGGUGACCUACACUUUUAGCGUGUUUUGGCGUUGGUUUUUUUAAAGGAAAUUUUUUGGGGGGGGCAAGACUCAAUUGGGUUUUUCCCUUUUUCGGAAAAAGUUUUAAACCCAAAGUUUUUGUUUUAAAUUUUGAAACGGGGUGGGGUUUCCUCCCCCUUAGGGUAAAAACCUGUGAAAAAUUUAAAAAAUUUUGUAUUUACCCGGUUUGUCCCGCCCCAAAAGAACCCUUUCCCCCGGGGACAUCGUUUGCCCCCCUACCCCCCCUAGGCACUUUUUUUGCCCCCCAUUUCCCCGGGAAUUAGGGUUAGCUGUUUUCCCCCCUAUUUCCGGGUAUGGUUUUUUGUUUCGACCCAAACCCCGGGGUAGGUUCAGCCUUUUUUCCCGACCCUAGACGUAUUGACUCUGAUUUUGAAAAACAAAACCUAGAUUUUACAUGAGAACCUUUUCCGCACAGGCUAAGCGCCCCAGUCGGUCCAUUUGAAGCACACUUUAGCUAUUGACAUUUAUGGAGAUCAGUCUGCUUUAGCACAGACUAACACUUGUGCAGUGAUUCAAUGAUUAGAAAAAAACACGCACCUUUUCCCACGCUAGGUUCAGUCUGCUUCCAGCCCAUUCGCCCUAAUGAACCACAGCACGCCCCUGGUAUGUUCUAUGUUGGCCAUGUUGGUUCUCAUCAGCAGUCCACGUGAACAUCUUGCUAUGGUUCAGUCUGUUCCGAUUGUCCAGAACCAUACUUCCACCUGUUUCCCACAGUAUGGUUCAGUCUGCUUUCCAGCCCUCUACUUCCCGGUUAUGUUCAGUCGCUUGUACCGUACUUCAGUAUCUGUUUGUUGUAUUGUUCGUGUAACAUUAAUACUUUCAGCAGGCAUAACCUGAACACAAGGCCAAAUAUACACUGGGUGUUACCAAGACGACAUGAAUGUUCCUGAGUGACCUAGUUACAGUUGUGGCUUAAAUCAGCAUGAAAAUUCAUGACAAGACUUGAAAAUGGCUAUCUAGAAAUGAUUUAAAUUUUUUACAUUUGAGUCAUUUAGCAGAUGCUCUUAUCCUGAGCGACUUACAGUUAGUGAGUGCAUACAUUUUCAUACUGGCCCCCCGUGGGAAUCGAACCCACAAGCCUGCCGUUGCAAGCGUCAUGCUCUACCAACUGAGCUACACAGGGCCACAAUACAUAACCUUCCAGUUAGUGGAACUGAAACUACAUUGGACAGAAUGGCUGUUUAAAAAAUAAACAACGUUACCAUGACUUAUUGAAAUCCAUUUUAAAACCAUGGCUUCUCUCUACUUGUACCACUCUCAUGAUCAGUAAAACAAAAACCUCAUCCUAUUUAACAAUGACAAAAUGGCCAACAUCCAACUUAAUAAACAGAGCUUGAAUAAUUGUUUAAAGAAUAAUGUGCAGAUAUUGUACAAUCCAGGUGUGCAAAGCUCUCAGAGACUUAUGCAGAAAGACUCACAGGUGAUUCUAACAUGUAUUGACUCAGGGGUGUGAAUACUGUAUUUCAGUUUCAAUACAUUUGCACAAAGUUCUAAAAACAUGUUUUCGCUAUUGUGUGUAGAUUGGUGAGAAAUAAAUCUAUAUAAUCAAUUUUGAAUUUAGGCUGUAACACAAUAAUAUAUGGAAUAGGUCAAGGGGAAUGAAUACUUUCUGAAGGCACUGUAAUGCUGAUCUUACAUAAUUCUGAUCCAACAUUUGAAUACAGUCAGAAUUUGAAUAAACAGACACCGGUGCUCCCUGACCCUGACCCUACUUACCUGCAUUGUUUCAUUGUAAUCUGUUGUUGUUUUAUAAAGCUUUCGGUUCCUCCUGUUUCCCGGUUCCUGUUUAAAGGUUUCCCUUCCUCUUUCUUCUGACAGAGCUGCUAACUGAUGACAUCACAGUGGCGAUCCGUUGUGCCAAGCGUGUUGUGCUGGACCCGAAUGGAAUCGGGGCAUGGUAAGGUGGCAGGUUUCCCUGAAAGAACUAUGUUACAACAAAAAUUAAGUUACAAAAUAAUUAGCCAUACUUUAUGUUACCUGUAGCCCAAUAUCACAGUACAAGGCUAGUUAUAAAUGGGCUAACCUGUAACAAAUUAGCUCUCACCUUUUAGAAGACCUAAAAUGGUAAGAAAUGCCUGUACUGACAUACUUGUUACAUGGUAAUUAUAUAACUUAUAUACUCCCUUAAAAUGACCCUGAAUGAAUGCCUGCAUAAUGUAAACCGUUUCCAAGUCUUCCAAUUCCACAUGAUGUUCUGUUGUCUUAUAUCUGAUAUGUAAUAUCUAUAAAGCAAAAUAUCAACAUGAUGGUGUGUGUCCAUUUUAGGGUGGCUUGGCGCAAUCACUGUCAGUAUCAGGACCUGAGCUCCUACGUGGCUGGCUGUGGGGUCUGA